This is a messenger RNA of Otolemur garnettii (small-eared galago), 2432 nucleotides long. It is a transcript of the gene FBXL22, whose product is annotated as F-box and leucine rich repeat protein 22. Lineage: Eukaryota; Metazoa; Chordata; Mammalia; Primates; Galagidae. The transcript is spliced from 2 exons. The record is from RefSeq and is a predicted model, not a curated record. Bases 1145 to 1822 code for a protein of 225 amino acids. Gene Ontology annotation, molecular function: protein binding.
AGCCCAGGAAUGGAUUCAUAGAAGGGAAAUUAAGGUUGGGUCAUAGGAUUGGGAGUGAAGCAGUCUUAAGAAAUGGGUCCACCAUACUAUGAAGCCUUAACUACUUUAGAAAGUAUGGAAAAAUACCUCCAGCCAACUUGCCUAGAGGUGACCUAGAGGAUAGAGGGUUGACCCAGAGGUUUCUCCAAGAGAGAACUCAGGGACCUCACAAAGGGGAUGGUGUGGGGCUGGCUUUAAAAGGCAAGCAUAGACUAUAAUAACUUCAACUUAAAACUGCUUCAAGCUGUUGUAUUAAGAGCUACCUCAUCCAUCCUGACAUUUUGGGAAACACAGGUUCUAUACAGUAGGACAUAAUUGGAAAAACGUAAAGCCAAGUAAAGUUCAGUUUAAAGUUUAAAACAUAGAGACACACACACACAAAACCUUGGUAAGAUAAGCUACUUCUGUUAAAUCUUUUUAUCAAACAACUCAGGAUAAAAAUAGCUAUUGGGAGGCCAAGGAGAUCUCCUUGCUUAGAGGAGGGUAGCAAGACUUGAAGGCGGAGCAGCCUAGCCUGGAAACCAUCACGUUGGAGUAAAAAUAACACAGAAACAAGGCCUCCCUUGUGGGUUCUCAACAGUUCUGAACUCAACUGUCACCUUUAGCUCUCUAAAAUACAACAGGCUUCUUCCAAGUAAGGGUGGAGCAAAAGAUACCAAUUGAUGUUCUAGAAAAAAAGUUCGUAUUUACAAUUAAUGUCUCUCCUGAUGAGUACUGACUGCAAGCCCAGACAGAGCUGGUCUGGACUGCCACCUCCAAGGAAAAGGCCUUGGGAAAUGCCAGAGAGCUCUCUGCUAAACACCAUUGUCAGCUAAAAGGAAAAGAAAUCCCUUUUAAGGAAACCAUUUAACUUCAAUAGGCUGUUUUUCUGCCAGGAUUUUCAAUCCCUCUGAACGUAAGCCGAACCACAGACUGCUGCACUUAACGUCUGGAUCCUGGCUUUGCUUUUUCCCCUCUCCUCAGAGCUUCAGCACCAGUUGUUAGCCAAAAAUAAACACCAUUCCUCAACCAUAUAUGUCCACCAGCCCAGCGCUGGGGAGGAGGAGCAGGAGGUAGGUCAGUCCCUGUCGGCUCCAGCCACACUCACGUGUGGCCGCCACUCACCAUGCACAUAACCCAGCUCAACCGAGAAUGCCUGCUGCACCUCUUUUCCUUCCUGGACAAGGACAGCAGGAAGAACCUGGCCAGGACCUGCUCUCAGCUCCACGACGUGUUUGAGGAUCCCACGCUCUGGCCCUUACUGCACUUCCGUUCCCUCACUGAACUCAAGAAGGACAACUUCCUGCUGGGCCCUGCGCUGCGGAGCCUUUCCAUCUGCUGGCACUCCAGCCGCGUGCAGGUAUGCAGCGUCGAGGACUGGCUCAAGAGCGCCUUCCAGAGGAGCAUCUGCAGCCGGCAUGAGAGCCUGGUCAAUGAUUUCCUCCUGCAGGUGUGCGACAGGUGCCCCAACCUGGCGUCCGUCACGCUGUCCGGCUGCGGUCACGUCACCGACGACUGCCUGACGCGCCUGCUGCGCUGCUGCCCGCGCCUGCGCGCGCUACGCCUGGAGAACUGCGCGCGCGUGACCAACCGCACACUGACGGCCGUGGCGGCGCACGGCCGCGCGCUGCAGACGCUGCACGUGGACUUCUGCCGCAACGUGAGCGCGGCCGGCUUGCUGCGUCUGCGCGCCGCGUGCCCGCGCCUGGCCCUGCGCGCGGAGCACAGCGCGGCCAUGCUCCCCGACCAGGACCCGCGCCCGCGCGCGUCCGCCACAGCCCUUCGCAAACCGCUGCCUCGUUAGGCUUGCAGCGCCGGGAACUUGACGCCUGGGGGGUGGGGGUGGGGGGAGCCGGCCGGGCUGUCAGACCGCCCUGGCGACUCAGCUUUCCCACCUCCCAGAAUGCCUCAUCUUCAGAACCUGUUUCCCCGUCUGCUCAGUGGGGAUAAGAAUGCCUACCUCACUUCACAAUUGUAUACAUCGGAUGAACACGAGAUCAAGGGGCGGAUGCUUGGAAAACACCCGGCUGGUUCUCAGUAACCACCACCUUUCCCCUUCCGGCACCAGCUGCUCCGCGCGCUUCCCGCAGCGGCGAGAGGCGCCUACAGCUUCCUGGUGGACUCCGACCGCCAAAGGCGCGGAGGGCCUGAGCCUUGGAGCUCGCCGGCUGCGCGCGGGGAAGGGGGCUGUGCCUGCGUCCUUGCCCGAGGGACCCUCGCGGCCAUCGCUCCGGAGCGCUCCAGCGACAAGGCGGGCUGCCCAGCGGAGUGCUGCGGCUGUGGACGGGAGGGAGACCCCCCAAGGCCGUGCCCAAGUGCCUGGAGACCACGCCAGCCUGCUCGAUUUUCUUGGGGCACACGAUUCUAGAAAAUUCGCUCCUGUUCUCUCUUAUAAACUGCAUAAUUAUACGUAU